Messenger RNA from Protobothrops mucrosquamatus (brown spotted pit viper), 939 nucleotides. RefSeq names its product PHD finger protein 23 (gene PHF23). The coding region runs from base 1 to 939 and encodes 312 amino acids. Gene Ontology annotation, biological process: negative regulation of autophagosome assembly; positive regulation of protein ubiquitination; negative regulation of autophagosome maturation. The record is from RefSeq and is a predicted model, not a curated record. The transcript has 4 exons. NCBI's taxonomy places the organism in Eukaryota, Metazoa, Chordata, Lepidosauria, Squamata, Viperidae.
AUGCAAGAGAACGACUGGACGGCCUCCGGGUCCAACUCCCCGCUCCGCCCGGAGAGCGUGGUGGACAGCGACGGCUGGGAGUCCACGCAGUCGGACCUGCACACCAUUGAGACCUUUGUCAAGAAGGCCAAAUCCUCGAAGAAAAAAGCGGCCUUCCGGCGACUGAAAUCCGACAGCUCCUUGCUGGAGAAGAUGAAACUCAAGGACUCCCUUUUCGACCUGGACCCGGUGGGCAAACAGCCGCCCCCGCUAGCCGGGCCCAAAGCCGCCGCCGACAAGAAGAAGGACAAGCGCAGCCGGAAGGCCGCCUUGGAAGCCGGGGCCGCCAAGCGGAACCGGAGCGACUCGGUGGGCGAGAAGCGCUCGCGCAUCAAAAAGAGCAAGAAGCGGAAGUUGAAACGGUCGGAGCGGGGCGAGAAGAAGCACAAAACCUCCGUGAGCGAGACGGACUCGGAAGAGGAGGAGGAGGAGGAGGAAGAGGAGGAGGAGGAGGUGGUGGACGGGGCGGCCCCUCUGCGGCCGGCCCAGGCACCGCCGGAGCUGCUGGCCACCCCGUUUCCCAUUAAGCUGGAGGACACGGAAGGGAAGGAGGGCAUCAGCACGGAGACCAGCCAGGACGGGGAGGAAGGCAGCUCCAGCGAAGGAGAGAUGAGGGUCAUGGACGAGGACAUCAUGGUGGAAUCAGGCGACGAUUCGUGGGACCUGAUCACCUGCUACUGCCAGAAGCCCUUCGCCGGCCGCCCCAUGAUCGAAUGCAAUCAGUGCGGCACCUGGAUCCACCUCUCCUGCGCCAAGAUCAAGAAGACGAACGUGCCCGACAUUUUCUUCUGCCAGAAAUGCAAAGAAAGCACGCGGAAGCAGGCGCUGCUGAGCCCUCAGCCCCCCACGGCGCUCGGCGCAACAGCCCCUCUGGCAUCCCGGGCAGGCGGGGAGCCCUAG